AUCAUGUUUAUGCUUCAUCAGGGCGCGUGAUUAUCUUAACAAUACGACAUCGGCCAAAAGGACCAUCCAAAGAAAAUUGUAUUGAAUUUCGGUGCAAAAUUUACUCAAACUAUCAUCUUCAUGGAACCGGUGGUGGCUCGUCCGGAACCCAGACAUCGUGAACUGCUGCGGUCGGAAACCCGUUGGGAUCGGCAGAGGCACCGGAAGGCCGAACUGGACGUCAAUCGUGCCGGUCUCGGGGAGCUGCUGCACGAAGUGCAACAGAUCGAGAAUGUGUCCGGGCAGGAAAUUAAAGGUCUGGCGUCCAGAAUAAAGCGUCGCAAGCAUGCCGACGCGAAGGAUUUGGUCAAGCUCAGUUAUGGCUUUCAGCAGAGUGGUGAGAAUAUUUCCGAAUUCGUAAGGAUAACGGGAGCCAUCAAUGUGCUGGUUAAGGAAUUCACCGGUCACGAUUCGGAUUUGCAGCUGUUGGCCGGAGAAUGCCUGUGCAAUUUGACGCUUGGGGAUGAUGUCUGCUGUGAAAAAGUGGCCACGUUUGCCGGGACGUAUUUGAUAACGUUUUUGGAAAAUGUGAACAAUAAACGAUUGAAUCAUCUGUGCAUAUGGACAAUACAGAAUAUAAUUUCAUCCGGCAAGAAAUCUAUGCAGGUUUUACAUUCACAAGGUGUGACGGCUACAUUGUGUCGAUUGUUGGAAGAAACUGAAAAUAACGAAUUACUUCAGGACAUUUUGCUAGCCAUAAGUUUGAUUUUGGCUCAUGAUAACGAAUUUCUAAGCAAUGAACAAAUUUUGGCGACACUCCUACCUCAGCUGGUUACAAAAUGCCCUCAAUUCGGAACGAUAAAACUGAUCUAUCUUGGGCUUACUCUAACCAACUUUGAAACAUUGGAUAUUACAAUACCUCCCCUGAUAAUCAAGCAUUGUGUGGAAUUUUUUGCAUCUACAUUCCGGGAAAACAAUGAGAAUCACCUCGGAACUUUGCUCGGGAUACGGAUUCUAUCAAACCUGGUGGCCAAGAGUGACAUUAAUUCGGAACUUCUGUUGAACGAGUGUCAAUCAUUGCAAGUUAAAUUAAGCAGUAUGUUCAACUUUUACUCCGAAAACGGUCACGAUAAAAUUUGUAAAGAACUACUUUGGCUUCUCGGAAACGUUUAUAAAAGUACUCCUAGUCAAUUGAGAGAACAGUAUCUACUGUACGAUAAUUUCAUUUCUGAGCUAGUAGUUCCAAAAGCUGUGCUUGAUACUGAAAGAUAAAUAAAAAAAAUUUCAUUCUACCAUA
Messenger RNA from Aedes aegypti (yellow fever mosquito), 1276 nucleotides. RefSeq lists its product as uncharacterized. NCBI's taxonomy places the organism in Eukaryota, Metazoa, Arthropoda, Insecta, Diptera, Culicidae. The record is from RefSeq and is a predicted model, not a curated record. The transcript has 3 exons. The coding region runs from base 121 to 1251 and encodes 376 amino acids.